Molecule: messenger RNA, 1516 nt
Organism: Papaver somniferum (opium poppy)
Lineage: Eukaryota; Viridiplantae; Streptophyta; Magnoliopsida; Ranunculales; Papaveraceae
Product: probable serine/threonine-protein kinase tsuA
Exons: 2
Coding region: 323-955 (210 amino acids)
Source: RefSeq, a predicted model, not a curated record
UCGAGAGAGAGCUCUUAUUGAAGGGACAGUUGAACCAGGAGGGGACAUGAGGGCGCGGAGCAAUAACAAUAAUGUGAAUCCUGAUGUGUUGAUGGAGGAAUCUAAUCCACCUCUAGGUUCUGGAACAAAUGGUUCAAAAGUAUUGCUUCUUGGAAUGAGUCUACUGAUGCUUAUGGUCCAUGGAUACUGUCAACGAGACGAAAUUGUAAGGUAAAUAGAAAAUAUCUUGGGUUAGGUAGUGAUCACCAUCUGAAAGGGAAAAGGGCUGGAGUCUCUAACAGUUUUACUGCACUACAGGUUGGUGAUAUGGAUGAGUUAGGAAAUGAGUAACGGUAAAACCUAUGAUAAUGUGAAUAAUCAGGGGUCAUUAAAUGUUGGAUCCAUUACCUCAAAUUGUGGCCACAAUGUAACUGUUGAUAGAAUUAAUGCUCUUACUCUUAAUGGUAAUAAUAAGAAUGCUAAUAGCUUUCAGUUUCAGAAUUCAAAGGGUAAGCAAACUACUAGAACAAUGCAUGGUGGCACCUCCUCCUCAUCUCCAGUGGGGGUUACAAAAGGUGUUAUGAUGAAUAAUAAUAAGAUGCUUGAAAUCAGGAACCAGAGUAAUUUAAUGAAUACUAGGAUAAAUAGCAAGGACAAAGGGGAUACCACUCAUACUUUGGUUAACAAGUCUGUCAACAAUGAAACACCAAACAGAGAUUCUCAAUAUCUUUUCACAGGAGUCAAUAAUGCCAUGGAGGAGUGGAUGGUGAGGGAUAUGCUGGUGUACAAAGCCCAACAAGAACUAAACGUAAUAGAAUCAUAUUUGAUGGAGAUACCUAUGGAACAAAUACUAAGAGGGGAUCAGUUAAUUCAGCUGACAGAAGAGAUAGAGAAGCUACACAACCAACUCAGUGCAAGUCUGCCAGUGAUAGUGCACAUGCCGGGACAAGUGAAUGUGCAUGGGUUUUUGGAGUAGGUCAACAGAAUCUUGAGGCCAAUCCGACUUUCAAGGUCCAAUUAGAAUCAUCAAGAACCGGUAGCAUUUCUAGAAGAAGGGAUGGAAAGAAGCAGUUGGCGACUCAAAGAUGUGGUCAGAGGAAACAAUAUUGGAGGUCAUAAUGGCCCAAAUGGUGGAGACUCCAGCUCUAAUAAAAAUCCCAAAAGGACUCUAGCAGUUCGAGAUGCAGAUUCUUACCAGAUUGGAUUUGGAUGUGACCGACCAACGUAUGUUCAAGACGAGACUCUGCCCAAUGAUGUCAAUGGACCAGCAGGCUGCAGAGAGUUGGAGGGACUUUCAGAGACCCAUGAAGCCACAUGUGCUUAACCAAAGUUUUUCCUUCCUUAUUCUUUUUCUAUGAAGAUUUUGUCUUGGAAUUGCAGAGGUCUUGUUAGGCCUUCUUUCAUGCGUGUAAUGAAGAUGUUGAUUAAAAGGCACAACCCUUCCAUUGUUGCCUUACUUGAAACUAGAGUUUCAGAAGAUAGUGUUGUUGAGAUUGUGAGCAAGUUAGGUUUCUCUCACUCCAUCAUUGUUGAUCCU